Messenger RNA from Aspergillus ibericus CBS 121593, 3196 nucleotides. RefSeq names its product endonuclease III domain-containing protein. Gene Ontology annotation, molecular function: DNA-(apurinic or apyrimidinic site) endonuclease activity; oxidized pyrimidine nucleobase lesion DNA N-glycosylase activity. Gene Ontology annotation, cellular component: nucleus. Lineage: Eukaryota; Fungi; Ascomycota; Eurotiomycetes; Eurotiales; Aspergillaceae. The transcript has 3 exons. Gene Ontology annotation, biological process: base-excision repair; nucleotide-excision repair; base-excision repair, AP site formation. The coding region runs from base 1 to 2799 and encodes 932 amino acids. The record is from RefSeq and is a predicted model, not a curated record.
AUGCGCACUUCUCGAGCAUCCAAGGAUACCGCCAAGGUCCUGCAGGCUUUGUCGCCCCCUGCGCGACGCCAGACUCGCUCCCAGGCACUCAAUCUGCUCAGGUCUUUCUCCUACAAUGCAGGCAGUGGUCCUGCGGUGGAUGCAUUUAGUGAUGAUGAUACUUCUUCACUCUCGUCUGUGCCUACGGUCGAUAUCGAAGAUAUCCUGGAGCCGCCAGCGAAGCGCCGCAAAAGCGCAUUAGCCGGCCCUUCGACACGGACAGGGACGCGCUCGUCUCGACGGAGGCUCGGCAGUGAAGCACCUAUCAAAACUGAGACAUCCGUGAAAACCGACACUCCUGUCAAAGAAGAGCCAGGCAAAAAGCCUGUUCGUGCGCGUCGGGCCCCUGCGCGAAAAAUCAAACGCGAGGGUGGCGACACAGUAGAACCGCCUUCGAACUGGGAGACCAUGUAUAAUAUGGUCAAGAAGAUGCGAGAGGAGAACCCCACGGCUCCGGUCGACACCAUGGGAUGUGCCGAACUCUACUGGCGCGCGUCGUCUCCUCGGGACCGUCGGUUUCAGACCCUGAUCGCGCUCAUGCUAUCCUCUCAGACCAAGGACACCGUCACGGCCGUUGCCAUGCAGCGGCUACACACUGAACUGGGUGACCAAGCAGCGACGAAUGUGAAGAAAGAACCCGGCGAGUACGACUGGAAGCCAACAGAGCAGGUCAAAGACAGCACUCUGAACCUGGAAAACAUCCUGGCCGUGGCCCCGGAACGUCUCAACGAGCUGAUUCGCACAGUGGGCUUCCACAACAACAAGACCAAAUAUAUCAAGGCCGCCGCUCUCAUUCUCCGCGAUCAGUAUGACUCGGAUAUCCCUUCUACUGCCCCUGAGCUGAUGACGCUUCCCGGAGUCGGCCCGAAGAUGGCGUUUCUCUGCAUGAGCGCGGCAUGGGGCAAACACGACGGCAUCGGCGUUGAUGUCCACGUCCACCGCAUUACCAAUCUCUGGGGCUGGCACAAGACGAAGAACCCGGAAGAAACGCGCAUGGCGUUGGAGUCAUGGCUACCGAAAGACAAAUGGCAUGAGAUUAACAAGCUACUGGUCGGGCUGGGUCAGACGGUCUGCUUACCAGUAGCUCGGAGAUGCGGGGAAUGCGACCUCGCAGGGACCAAACUUUGUAAGAGCGAGAUCAGGGGACUAGUGUCAAAAAAGCGAAACACAAUCACUGUGAAGGAGGAAGUAGCCGAAGACGAUAGUUGGGUGUCAGCUUUCAGUACUCCCUACACCAGUGCAGACAUGGAUUUGGAGAUCUCCCCCAUGGACGUCUCACAGAGGGGUCCGACCUUGUUUGUGGACUUGCCGGAGAAUGUCAAGAAAAAGAUCCUGGAAUACGUGGGGUUGCUGCGGCCUUGUCUGAUCAAUAUUUCGUUCGAGCAGGUUCGCAGCAAGCUGGACCGUGGCCUCUGUUCCAGGCCCCUUGAGCAACGGACUCCCCGCGGGGGAUGGACUGCGUCGUGGACGUCCUUCUACGAAGGGCCCUGUGACCAUCCCAAAUUGCCUAUUGAGGUCUUUCAGUCGUGCCAGGCUUUUCGCAGGGAUGCGGGUGCUCUGUUCUUUGCCCAGAACCGCUUCAGCAUGCUGUUGUAUAGCAAGUCGGACUUUGUGACUUUCCGCACCUCGAUGGAAUGGGGUAUGCAGCACAUGAGAUACUUGCAUCUGGAUCUGGGUCCUCGAGAUAAUCGGUUCCUCAAGCUAGGCCCCGGUGUCCACCGCACGAUCUUGAAUAUGUGGGUGGACUUUUGUAACCUGUCACGGACUCAGAUGCCCAGUUUGCGGUACUUUAGUAUGAAGUGCAAGGUCCGCGAUCUCGAGGUGGCUUGCCGGCUCAUGUGCACGAUGAAUCCUUUCCCGGCUCUCCUCCACUGUGCCUUUCAUCUCAGCCACACUCAGGACGACGAUAUCCGGCCGGUGAUCAAGCGAGCUGCGUGGAGAUUGACGGAUAAUCUGCCCAACAAGCCUCCGUUUCCGUUCACCCGCCUCCCCAAAGAGAUCCAGCUGAUGGUGCUCGAGGAGAUCCUGCUCAAUCGCUCCGAUUACACCCUGCAGCCGUCCGACUGCUCACCGGGGAUCAUCACUUUCCAGGACCGAAAGCGUUCUCGGAUCGCCAUGUUUCAUUCCCUGACCUGCUGUGGGACUUGCUCGCCUAUCGGGGCCAUGUGCUUCUGCCAUGCACGCCAAACCGCAUUCUCCACGAGCUGCAACUGCUUUUCGUCGCCCCUGCCGUAUUUCUUGGUCAGCCACGAAUUCUAUGAGAAUGCCCGUCGCAUCUUCUUCACCAAGAACAAGUUUGCCUUUGUAGAGGAGGAUCCAGACUUCAUGAUGCGCUUCUUGCACCAUAUCCCCACGACGUCGACGCUCAUGAUUCAGCACCUGUCAUUCAAGUUCCCCGUGUGCUACCGGAGCGCUCCCCGGACUGGACCUCGAUCCGAGGAGGCGACGAUGCUUUCUUGGUCCGUGCUGCGGCGCUUCAUCCGGGAGCACUUUGACCUGUCGCGCCUGUCCAUCAAGAUUGUGGAUCUGGGCUUGAAGGGGGCCGUCACGUACUCGCAAGAUGCCCGCAAGAAAUACCUGCGUAAGCUGCUGUUAGCAUUCACUGAUCUGGAGGGGUUGCGGGACUUUCGGGUGUACCUGGUGGAUGACCAUGUGUUUGAGAGAGAGGUAGAAGCGGCUAUCCUUGGACUGACUUCCGUGGAAAGACGACGAUCGUGGAUGCCAUUCAUCAGCAGACAGAGCCUUCGAGGAUCAGCCUGAUGCUGUCUUGCUGCAUCUGUCAGUUGUUGUAUUUGUGUGCUCUCUGCUGCGGUAUCUGCUGCGGUUAUCUGGCUGCGUCGUCUGGCUGCGUCGUCUGUUCUCUGCUGAUCCGAGGGGUUGCAGUUAUUGCGUGGGUUCACCUGCUGGACUCACCGGAAAAGCUUAUCUGUUCUAUUUGAUAAUAUCCCGAUCUGUUCUUCAUGUUAUUGCCUCGUCUCUGUGAUCGUGUCAAGGCGGCUGAUGUUUCAGGUAUGGAUUGGAGAACUUCCUGCGGAAGGUUCACCGUGUCCUCUGAGACGACGGCUGCAUGACAGUUGAACACGAAGAGCAGGCCGAUUAACGACCAGCCGCCGGCGGUCUCAUGUACCUAAUAAUUAAUCCCAUGCUUUGUUCUCUU